Messenger RNA from Closterium sp. Naga37s-1, 877 nucleotides. Lineage: Eukaryota; Viridiplantae; Streptophyta; Zygnematophyceae; Desmidiales; Closteriaceae. The record is from the annotation of a GenBank genome assembly.
AUGCGUCCCGCCAUCACCCUCGCGCGCCGCCUCUGCGCAGUCAUCUUGGCGCUUCUCAGCGUCGGCGGCCUCGGCGGCAUGAAUGACAGAAACGCGGCGGCGAAUUCGGCAAGGAUCACGCCGGCAGUACGGACGGCGCGCGCGCAGCCAAUGGCGGGGCCGCGGUGCGUGAACCGGUUUCCGGAGAAGCCGCUGUGCAAGUUCGUCGACGACCUCGCCGCGUCGCCGCUCACCUUCGUAGACGCGUCGGCCGGCGAGACCAUCAAACUCGGCGCGUACGACGUUUACCAGAAGUUCCACCGCGACCUCCCUGACACCAAGGUGUACGCGUUUGGCGCCUCCCGCAGCUCGGCGCGCUACCCGGGCCCCGUGCUCCUCGCCACACGUGGCACCACCACCAGGGUGAAGUUUGAGAAUCACAUCAGGGACAAGACGCACAUGUUCACCAUCGACCCCACCCUCAUGGCGCCCAAGCUAAAGCACGGCGGUGUGCCCAUCACCGUCCAUAAGCAUGGCGGGGAGACACCAAGCACAUCCGACGGUCACCCUCUGGCAUGGUACACGGCGAGUGGUGAGCAUGGACCCGAGUUCGAAUCCCAAGAGCACACAUAUCCGAACAUGCAACGCGCGACGAUGCUGUGGUAUCACGACCACACGAUUGGAAUGACGGCACAGAAUGUGGUCGCGGGAUUGGCGGGGCUUUAUGUUAUCCGCGACCCGCAAGGCGAGGAGAGGCGGCUCAAGAGGUGGCUGCCACGUGGCGAGCGCCUAUUGCACCUCGUGAUUGCUGACAGGAUCUUUUUCCCGAACGGAUCCAUCAAUUAUCCGAAGCAGGGCUUAGUGCCGAAUGUCCACCCGAACUGUUGUAAACGGCAAG